UCUGCAUACAGUAUCUGAGUGAUCACCCAUGGGUGGAGGAUGAAUGCUACUCCAUUACGCUGAGCACAUCCCAAGUCGCUCGCCUUGGGUCAGCCACCACUCACCACCCACUUGUUUGCCACGAGCACUAGAUGGUGGUGCGGAGUAUAAAUUAAAGAUGGGGCUCCUCUGCCCUCCAAAAGUUCUGUUGCAUUGCCAUCGGAUACCAUCGGAUAUAUGAACACUACCCUACUCUAGACUCUAGUCUAGUGUUGCAAAUUAGUACCAAGAACAAGAAAGAAGAUGCGGGGUAUGAGGAGCUCAAGCAGCAGCCUAGUGGCGGCAGCAGCACUGCUGCUCUUCUGCUGCUUCACCACUGGGCACGCCAAUGGCGGCGGUCUUAGGCUGGGUUACUACUCGGCGAGCUGCCCGCGGGCGGAGGACAUCGUCAGGGAGCAGGUGGCGCAGCUGUACGACAAGCACGGCAACACGGCGGUGUCGUGGCUGCGCGCCCUGUUCCACGACUGCAUGGUCGGGUCCUGCGACGCGUCGCUGCUGCUGGACACGAGCGCCGCCGCGGGCGUCUCCGAGAAGUCCGCCCCGCGGAGCUUCGGCAUGCGGAACUUCAAGUACGUCGACGCCAUCAAGGCGGCGCUGGAGCGGGAGUGCCCCGGCACCGUCUCCUGCGCGGACGUGCUCGCCCUCGCCGCGCGGGACGGCGCCGCCGCGCUCGGCGGGCCCCGCGUCGCCAUGCGCACGGGCCGGCGAGACAGCCGGGCGAGCCGCUACGCCGAGGUGGGGCGCGACAUCCCCAACCACAACGACAGCGUGUCGGCGGUGCUGUCCCGGUUCGCGGCGGUGGGCGUGGACGCCGAGGGCGCGGUGGCGCUGCUGGGUGCGCACUCCGUCGGCCGCGUGCACUGCUUCAACCUGGUGGGGCGGCUGUACCCGUCGGUGGACGCCGGCAUGGACCCGGCGUACGGAGCCUACCUCCGGGGGCGGUGCCCGACGGCGGACGCCAGGGAGGACACGCGCGACGUGGCGUACGCGCGCAACGACCGCGCCACGCCCAUGGUGCUCGACAACAUGUACCACAAGAACCUGCUGGCACGCAGGGGCCUCCUCCUCGUCGACCAGCGGCUGGCUGACGACCCCCGCACCGCGCCCUUCGUCGCCAGGAUGGCCGCCGACAACGCCUACUUCCACGACCGCUUCGCCGCCGCGCUCCUCACCAUGUCGGAGAACAACCCGCUCGCCGCCGACGAGGGGGAGGUCAGGCGCGACUGCAGGUUCGUCAACUCGGCAUGAUCGAUUCAGGACUGCUUGCCGUGCUCCAUAUGGUGUAUGGUCAGGACGAAAAUGCUAUAAAAAUCAAGGCCCGUCUAUCUUAUCUUAUCUUAUCUGUGCAAUAAAAAAGUGCACUUCCGCAGUAAUUUAUACUCCAUGUGUGCUGUGGUUCAAUUCUUUGCAAAUGACUAUUGGGAGCAUGGAACAUCAA
This is a messenger RNA of Panicum hallii, 1477 nucleotides long. Its product is annotated as peroxidase 21. Lineage: Eukaryota; Viridiplantae; Streptophyta; Magnoliopsida; Poales; Poaceae. The record is from RefSeq and is a predicted model, not a curated record. The coding region runs from base 283 to 1287 and encodes 334 amino acids. The transcript is spliced from 2 exons. Gene Ontology annotation, molecular function: heme binding; peroxidase activity. Gene Ontology annotation, biological process: hydrogen peroxide catabolic process; response to oxidative stress.